Molecule: messenger RNA, 1779 nt
Organism: Exophiala dermatitidis NIH/UT8656
Lineage: Eukaryota; Fungi; Ascomycota; Eurotiomycetes; Chaetothyriales; Herpotrichiellaceae
Product: acyl-CoA dehydrogenase
Exons: 2
Coding region: 263-1612 (449 amino acids)
Molecular function (GO): acyl-CoA dehydrogenase activity; flavin adenine dinucleotide binding
Source: RefSeq, a predicted model, not a curated record
GCGGCAUUCUCUCUUCCCAUUGGAUCAUGCUCGCUCUCGAGACCCGAGAUGCUCCGCUCAAACGUCUCGAAACAUGAUGCUGCAUCUCGGAGCCCGAGCGACCUCGGAGCUUCCCCAAUGGCGGAGCGAACCAUACAUACUUUAUAACACAACCGACACAACAAGAGCCUCGUCCUCACUCUUCGUCUUUCCUUGCCCCAUAAUCAUUGUCCAGUGCCGUCUUGAGAAUCUGAUUUUUCAGCUAUAACAAUCUCAAUUCAUCAUGGCCUCCACCGGCAGUUCAGCCACUCGACUUUCGUUACGCUUGCUUUGCAAGUCGCAGAGAGGCGUUGCCUCCCAACCUCGGCUAUGGGCACAAGCUCCCGUCAAGGGCGGACGAAGACAUUUCUCCAGCAGCAGACGGCACAAGAUGAUGGACAUGGGCGUCUUCACGGAAGAGCAGCUCACAGUCCGAGACGCUAUCCAGAAGAUUUGUGCUCGAUUUCCAAACGAGUAUUGGCAGCAACACGACCAAACUGAAACCGACCCCAAGGAACUGCAUGCCGCCUUAGCUGCCGAUGGCUGGCUGGGAAUCGCACUCCCUGAGGAGUUUGGAGGUGCCGGAUUAGGUAUCUCCGAGGCGACAAUAAUGUUACAGACUAUAUCACAGUCAGGUGCCGGGAUGGCGGGUGCCCAGUCUAUUCAUGCCAACGUCUAUGCCACCCAACCUCUGGCCAAAUUCGGCAACAAGGAGCAACUGCAGUCGACCAUUCCAAACAUUAUAAGCGGUAAAUGGAGAGUGUGCUUCGGUGUCACCGAGCCUAACACGGGGCUGGAUACACUGCGGUUGAAAACGACAGCAACCCGCAAAGGUGACAAAUAUGUGAUUACAGGUCAGAAGAUCUGGAUCACUUGUGCACAGGUCGCUUCCAAGAUGAUCCUGCUCGCCCGAACCACACCAGUAGAGGAGGUCAAGAAGCCUAGUGAAGGGCUGUCGCUCUUUUGCAUUGAUAUCGAUAAAUCCAAUCCCGCACUGGAGCUCAAGAAGAUCAAAAAGAUGGGCGGCCGGGCAGUAGAUGCAAAUGAGGUCUUCUUCGACCAUUAUGAAGUUCCCGCGGGCACCCUGAUUGGAGAGGAAGGCCAGGGAUUCAAGAUCAUUCUCCACGGCAUGAACGCCGAGCGGUGUCUCCUGGCGGGAGAAGCACUGGGCCUGGGAUAUGCGGCAGUGGAAAAGGCUGCAAAAUAUGCACGAGAAAGAGUUGUUUUUGGCAGGCCAAUUGGAAAGAACCAGGCGAUCGCGCAUCCCUUGGCUGAUGCAUUUGUGAAUCUCGAAGCGGCCAAGUUGGCUACUUACCACGCUGCACGACUAUACGACCGAAGCAGGACUGACAAGUCUAUCACUCCACAUGCGGUGGGAGUUGCAUGCAACAGUGCCAAGUAUCUGGCGGCUGAGGCGGCCUUCAGAGCGUGUGAAAGGGCGGUCAUGACCCAUGGUGGCAUGGGUUAUGCUAUGGAGUACGAUGUGGAGAGAUAUCUCAGGGAAAUCCUGGUCCCACGGAUCGCCCCCGUCAGCCGUGAGAUGAUAUUGAACUUUGUCAGUGAGAAGGUCUUGGAGCUGCCACGGAGUUAUUAAAUCAUCAGUGUAUAGAGUAUGCACACAGUCUAAUGGGCGAAAUCAACCCGAUUUGAGCGGAACCGGCUUCCGGGUCAACAAGGUCGAUCCAAGCAUGGCCCAUGAUACUUUAAUAGACAGACAGCGUGGUUGACUUUGUACUUGAAUUGAUAUCGAUUGAGAGAACA